Molecule: messenger RNA, 882 nt
Organism: Aspergillus welwitschiae
Lineage: Eukaryota; Fungi; Ascomycota; Eurotiomycetes; Eurotiales; Aspergillaceae
Exons: 3
Coding region: 1-882 (293 amino acids)
Source: RefSeq, a predicted model, not a curated record
AUGACAGGGGAUAGUCAGCACCUAUCAAACAAUGCAUUUAUCGUACACGAAGCCCAGCUGACUGGACUGCCAUAUUCAGUGCCCGAGAACCUCUGUGAUCUUUAUAUUCCCCCACCAAAUGAGGAGUCGUCAUUAGUCGACUUUCACUAUCGGCAACUGUCAAGUUUGACUGGUCCGGUCAUUGUUUGCCUGCAGUCUGAGAAGAGUCCUACUUUAUCCACGGCUGCGGAAGUUAAUGAGCAAAUCGACGAAGUUACGGCACAGUUACCAGUCGGAUAUCUGGAUCUGGAGCAGAUCAGACUAUGUCGAGAUGCCAAAGAGAGACACACUCGGGCCUUCCGCCUGGUUCACGUUCACAGCUUGAAGGCACAACUAUACAUGCCGUUAUUCUUGCAGGGGUCCCAUGACGACAAGCAAGGGUAUAGCCGGAUGGCUUGUUCGGCGCCGAGUGCGCUAACAGCAGCGGUGAUUCUCUUUGUGAAUCUGCUCGGCUAUGGAAGGAACGCUGCCGCAGAUGCAGUGCAAGAGAGAGCCGCCGAUAAAAUCCAUGAUAAACUCGUGGAAAGCAGUCUAGAAUUGCGCAAAGGAGAGCGUCGCGAGAUUGUCGUGCCGUACUUUGGCAGGGUGACUGGUGACCGCAGAGAGGGUGCUUCGCAGGCUGCUGAUCCCUGGCUAGAGACGUCAGGCGUAGCAGCACCUUUGUUGGAGUCGAAUGUCCAUAGCGUCGCUAACUGGUCUGCUCUGCACGAUGACAUUUGCCUUUCGUAUUCCAGUCCAUGGACGGUGCAAGAGAAUCAUGCAGAAAGGCUUGUUGACAAUGCCGAUGCAGCAGCAGCUUUCGACUGCACAACCGGGCCUGAUUACGGCUUUAGCCAAUACUAA